CUAUAUUUCAAAGUUCUUUCAAUUAAACAAUAAAAAGUUGGAUUCUUUUCACUGGGAGUCGUUCCAUUCUUUCAACCACCCACCAACAAUGCGAAUCGGAGGAGGAAUAGGAUCAAAGAUUUGGUUUCCAUUGAUUUAUUUUAAUAUUUUGGAGUAGAAUUUUCCAGAUUUGGACUUUGAUUUUGAAACUUAAUCUACAAAGAACCAACAAUGCUGUGUGUUAAUACUUCUACGUCAACUUCGAUUCUCCUUUGUUUCUCCACCACCAUUUCCAAUGGCGAUUUCUCUGCAGAUCCCCCGUUUUCCCCUUCGCAUAGACUUUGUUUCACGCAAGACCUUCUCCGGCGUCCGAGCUCUCCGAUGCCGGAAACCCCUUUUCCUCCGGUGCACCGCUGAUUCUUCGUCUUCUCCUGAACCGAUCGAUCCUGAUUUCGAUGCUAAGCUGUUCUGGAAGAACUUUUCCAGAGGUGAAAAUUAUAAUCGGAAAGGGUUUGGGCACAAGGAGGAGACUGUGAAGCUCAUGAGCAGCGAGUUCACAAGUGAAAUUGUGAAUACUCUGAAUGAAAAUGGGAAGCAGUUCACUUGGGGGAAUGUUACUGUGAAAUUGGCUGGAGCUUAUGGCUUUUGUUGGGGAGUUGAGCGAGCUGUGCAGAUUGCUUAUGAAGCGAGGAAACAGUUUCCAAGUGAAACAAUUUGGAUUACUAAUGAGAUUAUUCACAACCCAACUGUUAAUAAGCGUUUGGAGGAGAUGGGAGUGUAUAACAUUCCUCUGGAGGAAGGAAAGAAACAAUUCAAUGUCGUUAACCCUGGCGAUGUUGUGAUUUUGCCUGCCUUUGGGGCUGCAGUUGACGAAAUGAUUGUACUGAAUGAUAAAAAAGUUAAAAUUGUUGACACAACUUGCCCAUGGGUUUCCAAGGUUUGGAAUGCUGUUGACAAGCACAAAAAAGGAGAAUACACGUCAAUAAUUCACGGUAAGUAUCGUCAUGAAGAAACCAUAGCGACUGCUUCUUUUGCUGGAAAGUACAUCAUUGUGAAAGACAUGGCAGAGGCAAUGGAUGUAUGCGACUACAUUCUCGGGGUUGAACACAAUGGAUUGAUCUCAACUAAAGCAGAAUUUUUGAAGAAAUUCAAGUCUGCCGUUUCAAAAGGAUUCGAUCCGGAUAUUGACCUCAUGAAAAUUGGCAUUUCCAAUCAGACCACAAUGCUCAAAAGGGAAACGGAAGAGAUUGGAAAAUUGAUGGAGAAAACUAUGAUGCGGAAGUAUGGAGUUGAAAAUAUUAAUGAGCACUUCAUUAGUUUCAAUACGAUUUGUAAUGCUACUCAAGUGCGCCAAGAUGCAAUGUACGAGCUUGUGGAGGAAGAUGUGGAUCUCAUGUUAGUUGUUGGUGGAUGGAACUCAAGCAACACCUCUCAUCUUCAAGAGAUUGCAGAGGCUCGAGGAAUCCCAUCGUAUUGGAUCGACAGCGAGCAACGUAUCGGUCCAGGAAACUCAAUAUCAUACAAGCUCACUCACGGGGAGCUGGCUAACAAAGAAAACUGGCUACCUGAUGGACAUAUCACCAUUGGAGUGACCUCUGGUGCCUCUACACCAGAUAAGGUUGUUGGAAAUGUUCUUAAGAAGGUUUUUGACAUCAAAGGGGAUGGAACUGCACAGCUUGAAUAGCUUGGAUAAAGUGUAUAAUGUUACUGAACUGUUUUCUUUUUUUUUUUUUUUUUUUCUUUCUCUUUUUUUUUUUAAAAUAGAUAUUGAUCUGACAAAAUAAAUAGACUUGAGACAUUAUUAUAUAAAAUAAUAUUUGCAAAUGCUUGUGAAGGAAUAUCCUGCAAACCGAAGGUAGAAAGAGGAAGAUCCAAAAUUCUUUUCUUUUAAUAAGAAAGGAUUUGAUUCUUUUCGAAUUUAGUUUUUUAUUUGGUUCUAUUAAGCCUAUAGUUGACACAGUUAUUUUAAUGUGGAAAUGACAUGCUAAUAUGAUUAAGUGAUGUGGCUUUUGACAUAAUGUAUGACACAAUAGAAUAACCUAAGUGAAGUAUCAAUCCAUUUUAGUACAACAAUAUGCAUGAUGGGAGAUUCCAGUUUUUGACCUUUUUCGAAUAAAUAUUUUAUAGUAGUUGAGUUAUGCUCAUGUUGAUAUGUAUAUAUUGAAUUGAAUUAUUUUUAUAUUUGGGAGUGUCUAAGGUAGUUUGUGUCUAUCUUCACUAAUUUCACGAGACAAUAUGUUUGACCCUACAACAUUUGAGUAUUAAGGAAUGAAGUUCGUAUGAUAUUAAUAAAGUGAUCGAAUCUUGCAGCGGAAGCGAGUGAUCACUUUGCUUUCAAUUUUGUUUUGGAAAUCAUAACAUAGAAAAUAAGAAAAUACAGUAAACAAAA
Benincasa hispida (wax gourd) is the source of this 2368-nucleotide messenger RNA. Its product is annotated as 4-hydroxy-3-methylbut-2-enyl diphosphate reductase, chloroplastic-like. Gene Ontology annotation, molecular function: metal ion binding; 4-hydroxy-3-methylbut-2-enyl diphosphate reductase activity. The record is from RefSeq and is a predicted model, not a curated record. NCBI's taxonomy places the organism in Eukaryota, Viridiplantae, Streptophyta, Magnoliopsida, Cucurbitales, Cucurbitaceae. Gene Ontology annotation, biological process: isopentenyl diphosphate biosynthetic process, methylerythritol phosphate pathway; dimethylallyl diphosphate biosynthetic process.